Molecule: messenger RNA, 14067 nt
Organism: Epinephelus moara (kelp grouper)
Lineage: Eukaryota; Metazoa; Chordata; Actinopteri; Perciformes; Serranidae
Gene: ankrd52a
Product: ankyrin repeat domain 52a
Exons: 28
Coding region: 162-3395 (1077 amino acids)
Molecular function (GO): protein binding
Source: RefSeq, a predicted model, not a curated record
ACCAGACAUUGGAUACAGACAACAACAGUGACAGAUCAAGACCGCAUUUCUGUUUGCAACCAGCUAUGGGUGUAGUCUGAAAAGUGGAUACAGUAGCGCACCGCAAUAUACCUCGAAGUUUUAUCCUCAUGAAGGAGCUCCGUCCUGGCUGAGUUUGGGAGAUGGGAGUACUCAACAUUGCAGACCAGCCUCCUCUGGUCCAGGCCAUCUUCAAUCGUAAUGCUGAAGAAGUUCAACUAUUAUUGCACAAAAAGGAGGAUGUCAAUGCACUGGACCAAGAGCGCCGUACGCCACUUCAUGCUGCUGCCUGUGUGGGUGACGUCCAUAUAAUGGACCUCCUCAUUGAAUCAGGUGCCACUGUAAAUGCUAAAGACCAUGUAUGGUUGACCCCGUUGCACAGGGCGGCUGCUUCCAGGAACGAAAGGGCAGUGGGUCUGCUGCUGAGGCGUGGAGCAGAGGCAAAUGCACGAGACAAGUUCUGGCAGACACCACUGCAUGUGGCUGCUGCCAACCGUGCCACACGCUGCGCAGAGGCCCUGCUGACCCAGCUGAGCAACCUGAACAUGGCAGAUCGCACCGGCCGAACUGCCCUGCACCACGCAGCUCAGAGUGGGUUCCAGGAGAUGGUGAAGCUGCUGCUGAACAAAGGGGCCAACCUGAGUGCCAUCGAUAAGAAGGAAAGACAGCCUAUCCAUUGUGCUGCUUACUUGGGGCAUUCAGAGGUUGUGAAGUUGCUGGUGUCCCGCAGUGCAGACAAGAGCUGCAAGGAUAAGCAGGGCUACACACCUCUCCAUGCUGCUGCUGCAAGUGGUCACAUCGAAAUUGUAAAGUACCUACUGAGGAUGGGGACAGAGAUUGAUGAGCCCAAUGGCUUUGGAAACACUGCGCUCCAUGUGGCUUGCUACAUGGGUCAGGAGGCUGUGGCCACCGAGCUGGUGAACCAUGGAGCUAAUGUUAACCAGCCCAACAAGUGCGGCUACACCCCUCUGCACCUGGCUGCCGUCUCCACCAACGGUGCCCUCUGUCUGGAGUUGCUGGUCAACAACGGGGCAGAUGUCAACCAGCAGAGCAAAGAAGGGAAGAGCCCCCUGCACAUGGCAGCCAUUCAUGGACGCUUCACACGCUCUCAGAUCCUCAUCCAAAAUGGUGGGGAAAUUGAUUGUGUGGAUAAGUAUGGCAAUACUCCUCUCCACGUUGCUGCUAAGUACGGCCAUGAACUGCUGAUCAGCACUCUGAUGACCAACGGAGCAGACACGGCCAGACGUGGGAUCCAUGGAAUGUUCCCCUUGCACUUAGCUGUGUUGUACGGGUUUUCAGACUGUUGUCGCAAGUUACUCUCCUCAGGUCAGCUGUAUAGUAUAGUUUCAUCCAUGAGUAAGGAGCAUGUACUUUCGGCUGGGUUUGACAUAAACACCCCUGACAACUUUGGGAGGACCUGUCUACACGCUGCUGCCUCUGGAGGAAAUGUUGAAUGUCUGAACUUGCUCCUAAGUAGCGGUACCGACUUGAAUAAGAGGGACAUAAUGGGAAGGACACCGUUGCACUAUGCGGCUGCUAAUGGGAGGUACCAGUGCACUGUGACCCUGGUGAGCGCUGGCGCUGAGGUCAACGAGCCUGACCAGACGGGCUGUACUCCCCUGCACUACUCUGCCGCCUCCCAAGCCUUCAGCAGAGUUGAUCGUCAUUUUUCUGGGAACCAUCAGAAUGAUGAGGAUGAGGCGAAGGAGUCGUACUUCUGCUUGGAGCAUCUUUUGGACAAUGGUGCUGAUCCAUCGAUGGUCAACUCAAAGGGUUACAGUGCUGUUCACUAUGCAGCUUACCAUGGCAACAAACAGAACCUGGAGCUGCUCCUGGAGAUGUCCUUUAAUGCGCUAGGAGACAUAGAGAGCAGUAUUCCAGUCAGUCCACUGCAUCUUGCUGCUGAUAAGGGCCACUGGCAGGCGCUGCGUGUGCUGACGGAGACCGCAGCCUAUGUGGACAUGCAGGACGCUGCAGGGCGUUCUGUGCUCUACUUGGCUGCCCAGAAAGGCUACGCCCGCUGUGUGGAGGUGCUGUUGGCUCAGGGGGCUUCCUGUCUCCUCAAUGACAACCGCCUCAUGUGGACUCCAAUUCAUGUUGCAGCUUCCAAUGGUCACUCAGACUGCCUGCGCAUGAUGAUUGAUUAUGGGGAGGAGGGGGAUCUCACCAACGUUGCAGACAAAUUUGGCCAGACCCCUUUGAUGCUAGCUGUUCUGGGAGGUCACACUGACUGUGUCCACUUCCUGUUAGAGAAGGGUGCCUUGCCAGAUGCAAAGGACAAGAGGGGCAGCACAGCUUUGCACAGGGGGGCGGUGUUGGGCCAUGAUGACUGUGUGACAGCCCUGCUGGAGCACAAAGCUUCUGCACUGUGUCGGGACAUCCAGGGUAGGACACCGCUGCACUACGCUGCAUCCAGAGGCCACAUGGAGAUCCUGGCCAGUCUGGUGCAGGCCGCCAUGGCAACAGACCCACAAGAUAAACUGCUGGACAACAAACAAUACACCCCAUUACACUGGGCUGCUUACAAAGGGCAUGAAGACUGUUUGGAGGUUUUACUUGAAUUCAAAACAUUUAUCCAUGAAGAGGGAAACCCUUUCACCCCCCUGCACUGUGCUCUGAUGAAUGGCCACAGCGGUGCUGCAGAGAGGCUGCUGGAGUCUGCUGGGGUCCACAUGAUUAACACCAGAGAUGCCAAAGGAAGGACCCCACUGCAUGCUGCUGCAUUUGCCGAGGAUGUUGCGGGACUUCAGCUGGUGCUUCGCCAUGGAACAGAGAUCAAUGCAGUGGACAACAGUGGACGCUCUGCUCUGAUGGUGGCUGCUGACAAGGGACACAGUGGCACCGUGGCUAUCCUCCUUCACCGGGCCAAGGCUGACCUGACACUGCUGGAUGAGAACAAGAACACUGCCCUGCACCUGGCCUGCAGCAAGGCUCAUGAGAUGUGUGCCCUGCUGAUUCUGGGGGAGAUCCACAGUCCCACACUUAUAAAUGCCACCAACAGCGCUCUGCAAAUGCCCCUCCAUCUUGCAGCACGUAAUGGCCUGGCUACGGUGGUGCAGGCACUGCUGAGUAGAGGAGCCACUGUGCUGGCUGUGGAUGAGGAAGGCCACACUCCAGCGCUGGCCUGUGCUCCUAAUAAGGAUGUGGCAGACUGCCUGGCUCUGAUCCUCUCUACCAUGAAGCCUUUCCCCCAGCGGGACCCUUCCUCCUGCUCCUGCUCCUCCCCCACCGUCUCCCCCUCCCCGGGUCUCAACUUGCUGAAGCACUGCGGCAUCACCGCCACCUGCGCCCCCCUGCCCAGCAACGGCCUCCACAACGGCUACGUCAAAGACCGUCACGGUGCACCGGUUGGCCUGGACGGGUGUCUGUCUGAGUGAGGUCACGCGCCCCCCUCAGCCAGCUGCUAUCACCAUCAUCACCACCAGGGGGGGACUCCCUUUAACAUGGCCCAGAGGACCAGGAGAGCACCCACCCACAUGUCUGUUCUCUGUGUAUGUAUGUGUUUGUGUGUCUGUGUGUGCGUGAGUGUUUGGUCUUCUCUUGAGGUGCAGUCAAACCUAAUAUGCAAUUAGAUCCCAUUCCUCCAUCUCCUAGUAGUGCUUAAUACGUAGAGGCGGAUUGCUCUACAAGGUCACUGGGAUGAAGUGUGGCAUCCAAAACAAACACUAGCAAUCUGGCCAUCUCGAAAUCAUUUAACCCUUUAAAACCAUGUCGACAUAAUUAUAUAACCGACAUCUAAGAGCAUGGAAAUCUCUGUAUCUUUCUCGUCAUAUCACUCAAUAUAAAAGUCAUAUCAUGUUUAAUCAGUUGUGGUGACCUUGUAGAGGAACGUACAGCCUUCCCAAAAGAAUGAUCAAAGAGUUUCUUUGUUUGUUUUUUUGAUUAUUUUUUCUCUUUAUUUUUUUGUUUUUGUUUUUAAUUGUCCGUUAGCCUAGAUUUUUAUGAAGGAACCACACAAGGGAAAAAUCUAAAAUUUUUUGCUUAAGAGUGCAAUGCUUGUGUACUACAGUACAACCUGAAAUUUGGAAAAGGGUCACAAAGAUGUUAAUUCCAUAGUGUACUUUAAAUGUACGGCCGAGAAUCGUUUGGCAUUUUACGAUAAUUUGGUGAUGCUGCUGAAUACAUUAGCAUGUCUCCUUCCAAAGGAGAGCCAUGUUCGGGUCGGCAUUGUUAACAUCGAUUUGUUCUUAAUGCUGACUUCAUGUUUUAAAGAUGCUAAAUAAGUGUUUGUUAAGCUAGAAUGUUUCUAAGCAUAUAACUUAUGACCAAAGUUGAUCAACACUAUUAUGGCUAUAAAUUAUUUAUUUGAGAUGAACUGUACUGUAUAGAGAAAGACAAUAGAUCUUGAUAUACCUCGUCAACUCGUUUAGCAGCUGCUUCAUCUUCACCCAGGGUCCGUAGGCCUAAUGUUCUCUUUUUGUAGGACUGGAGAACUACUGUAGGAUAGUGACUGACUGAGGCCUUGUUUAUUUCUAGAUGAAGGCUUUACUAGUAAUAUCUGCCAACAACACCUCAUCAAAGCAUCAUAUAUCUGAGCACAUAAAUGAACAAGCCAUUUCAAUUUAUUUCCCAUCUCUUUAACAGUGUUUUUUGGAACAGAUUUCAGAAUUCGAAUGGCCUAAUUAUCGAAAGAGAGCAAUCAGUUUUGGUUUUUAGGCACUCAUGACGUGUUUUUUUUUCUUUUGUUGUUGUUCUUUGUGUUACUGAAGUUGAACCGGCCAUCAGCUUUGAACGAGCUCACUAAAGGAGUGUUUCUCUGAGCUGGUGAACUAGUCUUAAACAUCUAAUAGCUUCAACUUCUCGGUGGUCAACUCAGAUCAAUUUGAACAGAUAAGAGUAUUGUCUGCUAUUUUUUAUUGGGCAGUUUUCAAGCAAUAUUUUCUUUUGGCCUUUUUUUUGUUUAUUGAAUAGACAAUCACUGUCACAAGGGCUUUUGUUUCCCUGGAAUGUGUUUGAUUUUUUUUUUCCUUUUUAUUUUUUCGUUUUUAUUAUUUCAUGAAAAAUUUACCUAAAGACUAAACGAAUGGCUCUGUGUGUGCCGGGCAUUUUACUGUCAGUGUCAACACAAAUGCACUGGAUCGCCUUUAUGGCAUCUCAUGAAAUGCCUUUUGACCCAUGCCUUCCGUAACACAUCAUUUCAGUUGGAUUGCGUAAUGGCAGAGUACGAUGAGCCCUGAGACUGAUUAUCUUUCCACCCGUUUGAUCGCAACAGCAUUGAACCACAGUUGCACCCAUAGUAUCUAGUGGGAGAAAAGAAAAAAUCUGCUCGGCGUAUCUUUAUAUGUCCCGGCAUUAUCAAUGACCAGGGAGUUGGUAUCCCUUAUAGAGGCAAAUAGGGCUAAGAGGAAAAGGAGAGGGAUCUUUGCUUAGGCCAAUACCUGUUGUUUAGAUUUCAGGAAUAGCAGAAAUCCAAAUAUGUGCUUUUUUUGGUGUUCAUUUUUUUGUCUCCUCAUCCCAUUUCUGGUACUAAAGAUGAUUGUAUCGGACCACUAGAGCUGUUUGUGACUUUUAGAUGUUAUAUCUAUGCUAUUUUGUUGUUUUUUUUAGACCAUCUGCUGGUGGUUAAAUUACACUGAGUCAGAUUGUUUUCAUUGGUGUGAUAACUUCAUAUCCACUGGUAAUGAAGUGGCACAAUUGCACACAUUAGUUGACUGGAUGAGAGAUGAGGACCUAGACUAGGCGAUGUUAAAUAUCCCCUGCGAAAAAAAAAAGUCUUUUCACGUUGUCGCAUUUUCCUAAAGUCCAUUUCAGAGCGGUGACUUCUCCGAGUCAGUGCUGUAGAUUCGUAGUUUCGAUUGACCUCCAUAACUGACUGAAAUGAAAUGGAACUAAUUGGUGAUCCCCAGCCUUUGUUCUCCUGAUCAAUUUAUAAUUUUCACAAGAACACUUGUAUUAGUAUUAACAUUAGGGUUAGGUACAUAACUUUUUUUUUGUAAUCUCAGGAUCUGUGCUGAAGCAGCAGGCAGAAUUUAUUAAUCCAAUCAGAUCUCAGCAGGAUGAUUAUGUCUACAUUUUUUCUGAUGGGAUGUUCCAUGAUUUAAUUCCUUUUUAACCCUAAUCCCACAGCACUUAAUUAGAUAGUCAAGCACGCACUUUAGUACAUUCAGGUUCUAAGUGUGCAAAAUGGAGCAGAUGUAAUGUAUGUACUUAUGUUUACAUGCAUGUGUGUUGCUGCUGAAUACAGGAAGGUAGGGUUGCAAAAGGCAAGCGAAGGCUGCAACAAAAUUGUACUCUAACAAUGCAUUAUUUAAAAAAAAAAAGAAAAAAAAAAAGACAAAGUGUCUUCGGGACAGUGUCCACUGCCCACUGACUUUUUUUGUGUGUUAUCUAUUUCUGGGCAUCGGGCCCAUAAAAGUGACAAGGUUACAUUACCCAGCCUACUGUUAAUAAUACAGAGCCUAAGUCACUUAAAGUCAGUCCAGUGAUUCAACAGACACCUCAGGCAGGCUUCUCAAAAUACUCUACAUACACUCUCUGCCAUCUGUAGGUGCUGUCAGACCGGUCUGUUCGGGCAGGGAUUUUUUUUUUCUCUUGUGAUGUCCUUAUCUGACCAGUAAACGGAGCCAUUGCCCCUGCGACUAUACAAAUUGUAACUGAAUCCUUUUGUUGUAUCACAGUAUUCUUAUACAUGCUUUUUUUAUUUGUGUGUACCAGUGAUAACUUGAGUGAUUGUGCAUGGAGCUAGAUCACAAUUUUGAUAUAGUGACGAUUUAAGCAAGCGGAGCAUAUAUACAAUAUAUCUGGUGUCAGAAACGGAAAGCAAUGAAAGGUCCAAUUGUAGCAAUAGAGAGUGUGUGUAAUAGUGUGCAGCACAAAUAUUGCACUGCCAUCCAUUUAGGCCAAUUCAGUAAAUCAUAGCAUAAAUGCCAAUGGAAGAUUUAAAUGCGGGUUAGAUGUUAUAAUCUUUGGUCACAAAUAAGGCCUGUUUGCCAAAAUGUGUCGAGAGGGGAAACCUCUUAGAAAAGCAGCAAUGGAUUUAUGCAUAUGUUCAAGCAGUUUACAGUCUGACCAUCAAAUCUGAGCCAUGAAUUUUCUGACUGAAAUGAAUGUAGGGUCAGUUUAGAGCAGGACAAUUUACUUUCUCCCGACUUUAAACUGUUGCUCUUCAUUUGUCUUGCGUAGAUAUGAUUAUACAGGUAGCAUGUAAUAACCUAAUUCUCUACAUAUUAUACAGUAUGUGUAGUAGUCUUCCUGCAUUGAGGGUCUGGAUAGUUUUUUUUGGCAUUAUUGUUGGAGUAUAGGCCUCCUGUUGUUGAAUAAUAUCACUCUUCUUUCUCUAUACAUAUAUAUUUGUGUGGAGUGUAGCCUACAAGGUAAACAGAGGACAAGAGUUCAGAUGAAUUUAACAUUCACGUUCAUCCAUUCCAUUGAGAUUGCCUUACAGUACAGUAAAACAAGAGGGACAAAAAGGUCUACAGUAGAUAUGAUCACACAUACUCGUAAAAUAGCCUAUAUUUGACAAAAAUGCACCUAAGCUACACCCAUUUAGUGCCAUAGAAACCUUUAUUUGCCUUUAGACAUAAAUCAUACUUGGUCAGUAACUUAUUCAGAAGUAGGCAGGAUUAUUACAGUUUUGUGUUUGGAGCUGCAUGUCUUUUCACCAAUUAUACUAGUCAAAGAAAAACUAUAUAAAUAUUUGCAUGGGAUAUUAGUACUUAAAUGCAAGUAUUCUGUUGAAAUUUGGUGUUGGUAGAAGUCUAUUGUAUAAUUGGACAUUUUUGAAGAACAUAGUUAGUCCCUUUGGUAUUGGCAAAGCAAUCCCUUGGUUGUGUGUUUGUUUAACAAGACGGUUUAUAAUGUGUGUGUGUGGAAAAAAAUAACAUUUUUGAUGUCCAAAAAAAAGCAUGGUAUAUACAGUAUAGAAUUGAUUUGCCUCAAUGGAUGUCUCGGUUCUUACUUGAAGUAAAUGGCAAAUUUCAAUUCAACUCUCUGAUCCACUGUUGAGCCUUUUGCCUUAAAAGCUGAAAAAAGGAAAUGAUACCUGGCAGUACCUGAUAAGUUGCAUCACCUGUAGAGUUAUGCUACUUGGUUGGAUUGCUAAAAAAAAGAAAAGAUUCUUGGCUAAUUUUGGUCUUACAGACAUCGCUGGGUGUCGAGAAGCACACAAAUCAAUUGAGGUAGCACAUAGCUCAAGGUUGCCAUGGUGCAGAGAUUGUCGUGAGAGGUUAGGAUAUCGCCAUAUUUGCCACUGUGAAUGAAUGAAUUCAGAAUUCACUCGUAAACAAUCAACUUUGGCUUCUCCGUCAUCCAGAGCCAAAUGACACUGGGGAUAAAAGUGGUGUACCUCAAAAAAAAGGAAAAAAAAAGUCGGACGGAAAGGAAAAUCCUUAUGAAAAAUGCUUGUACAGCUAUGCUAACAAAGAGUUAAAAUCUUGUGGUCCAUCUUGUCGUGGGUAGUGUAAUUCUGCUUAAACCAGCCUAAAUCAGAGAUGUAUCUACGCGGAAGUGUUAGAUUAGUGUCGGCUGAUGUCUCAUGUUUCCUACCUUACAGAGGGGCAGCCAACUGCACCUUGUACUUUUUAUUGGACCUGCAGUUUUACCUCAUCAGUGAUCUUUAUGUGUGAUGACGCUGACAUUUAUCCUCUGUGAUUUCUCCUUGUUUCUCCUGAUGCCAGUCGUGUAGAUUUCUCUCUUAUAGUGUGUGUGUGAGUGACUUUUCAAAAUAUGCAUGUCGAACCUAAACAUGCACAAACAUGCCCUUUUUUUAAAAACAGAAAAGCAUAGUUAACCCUAUUUAACGUGUUUCUCUUCAUUACAACUAAGAUGUUAUCUGGUGCAAGUCAUUUAGGGUGAAGGGUGCAGUCUAAUUCAAGGUGGGAAAUGAAGGUAGCUAUAAAACUUUACCUCUGUAAGUCAAAACAAUACAAUUUGACUGUAUGACUAAUGCUAGUUUGACCGCCUUCCCUGCCUGAACACUUGGUUAUUAAUUUCCCCCCCACCACCAAUAGGACCUGUGUAAUAUCAAGCACAGUGGUGGCAUGGUGCCUUUUAUUCAUUACUACCGAAAGGUACGGUCUUCCAUUUGUAUUUCCCAGAAGCCUUAUAAUGGGAAAAAGAAAUUACACUGAAAGUACACGACUACAGUAGAUCGGCUCUUAUUCCCUCUGAGCGUGAUUAUUUCAGCCCUACAUGAUCUGAGAAAAAAAAGCCUAAAUAACUCCUUCUGUAUUAGUCUGGAUUUCAUGACGCAUUUCCAGUGACUGAGUGCUCCCUUUUGGGUGGCAGAAUAAAUUGCACAUUACUGAUGCGAUUUAGGGCACAUCAAACACUGAACGGAUGGGGAUCAAUAGUACGAAAGCACAAAUCCAAAGAAGGCACCUCGGGGCUCAGUUGGCUUUCGCAACACCAAGGAGUGAAGGAGCCUAUAGACCAAAUUUAGGCAAAGAGGAAAAACAUCCACCUCCUCUGAGUGCAGAGAACAUGAGGUUUGAUUGUCAGUAACACAUUAACUGUAGAAAGACCAUCGUCUGGAGUUUCAGAGCUUUGUUCUGAUUGUUCUUCUCAACUCUUUGGUAUUCAUCGACAAUUAGUAAACUUCACAAGCCAAAUUGUGAAACGAUGCGGUACCUGCGUUUCAAGAUCAAGUUUAGGCUGUUUGUUGUGACUGUGUUGCAAAUUGAUUGUAGAGACUGCUUUGUGUUAUUUAGGGUAGACUGACUACAAGUAGGGUUGCAGUAGUAGCUGUGUGCAGUGUUAAUAACAGUGUGAUCAUACUAUAGAAGUGACGUAACAUUUGUUGUCUUACCACGACAUUAAGGCAUGAAUCAUCUUCUCUCAAGCUGACCUCGUUUGAAAUAGACAAAAGAUAAAAAGUGCAAUAACCUUUUGUUUAUCAUUGCUUCCUCUGUUGAAAAAAAAAACUAUUUAAUAUGCCCUUUUUUGUUAACACCAAAAGUCACUCAUCUGUAGCAAAUGAAGGAUUUCAAGUCGUCCUUUUGUUUGUGUUCAGAGAGGUGGCGUUUGAUAGUGUGAGUGUUUGAUAUUCCAUUCUUAAAACUGUGAUCAAUAUCCGACUUCAAAAGCUGCCUGCUCAGAACGGACUGUGCACAAGUUGACUGAUAGAUUUGAGUAGGUGCGGUUGUUUUUUUUUCAUCCUUAAGGAUGGACUUUGAUGGUAUUGUAGUUUGGACUUCUGGUUUAUAGCCGGUAGACAUGUUCAUUUGCAUGUGUAGAUGUGUAUAUGCAUCCUCUUCCUCCUUGAAUGAAAUGUUUUCUCAAAAAUAUUUAGACCUGCUGUCAGUGACGUAUGCGGAUAAAAGGAAAUAUGAAAUGCCUUAUAUUUGUUUUUAAUGUUAAGCAUUAAGGGUUCUUACGUGUCCCUCCCUUUUCAGCGUGUAGCCUAAAGCGUGUACAGUUAAGAAACUCAUGAGAUUUAUAUCUACUGUAUAGCCUAUGUGUUUUCAGAAUUUGUUACUUGGAGGUCCUGUGAUUGUGGUUUUAGAGAAACAUUCCCCUUUGAAAGUGCCGUUUGUUUUCACCAGCAGAGGAUGUGUCUUGGGGGGGAAAAAAAUGUAAUUACACAAAGGAAAACAAAUGUUAGGAACACUUUCCAGUGUUUACUAUUGAACCUGUUGAAGUGAAUGACACAGGUGAAAUAAGGCAGCAAUCUUCUGAUGGAGCACCUUAUAGACGAGCUCCGUCUGUGAGCCCACGAUGGAAAUAGUCUCACACCGAGCUUGAUUACUCUAAAGCAGAGCCAUAUCAGAGAAUUUGCCCAUUAGGAGCCCCCUUGAAUGUGCUAUUAGGAAUAGCCUACUGUAGGAAAGGAUGUAAUUCUGCAUGUUCUGUGAUUUUUUUAGUAGUGGGUAGUCCCUUUUCAUGUUUUUAUGUUUAGUCCGCUUCACUGUAGAUGUUGCCACCUCAUUGCAACUCACAAGCUAUUAACAAUCCUCUCACAACUGGACUUAAAGCAGGCAUUGAUCUGCUGCUGAGGCAGCCUUAAUUCAUUGCAAAUUGAAAAAAAAAAGAGAUGAUAAUGGGUUGCCUGUUUUACUUUGAGUGGCUUAUCUGGGGAAAUACAAAGGAGCCCUUAUCAUGAGGGGAAGGACUCUGAAUCAGGGCAUGUGAUGAGUUACAAUCAAUAGUUUCACAGUGCACCUUCAAAAAAAACAUUUAAAAGUUGGCUCGUCUGCCCGACAUUCCAAAGUUGAUUUUCAUUUUCCACAGUCCUGUCCCGCUGAUUUGAGGAAACCUUUUUUUUUUUCUUUGCUUUUGCUGGUGAAUGAAGUGGGCAUGUGUGUCAAUGACAGGGUUCCCUAUUUAGCCUAACGCUGAUUACCUCAUUUACAAAUCUGCAAAUAUACUAUUCUACUGUGUGUAAAGGAGUCAAUGCCAUCACCAGCAGCGUGGUCUCUACACCUGUGAUGACAACAGGACCAAUGAAGUUACUCUGUUGAAAUUAGCCAAUUUAGAAUAUGACCAGUCUGGAAAUAUAGGGUUAAGACACUUUUUUUUUCCUUUUUUUAAGACAGAAUGGGCCUCCAAGAUUUCUUCAGUUAGUAAAUCACCACAGCUGCUACACCAGUCUGUAUCUGGAGCCAUCAGGAAGAGACAGAUAACAUUGUCCCAUUAAAGGUCCAGUGUGUAGGACGUAGGGGGAUAUAUUGGCAGAAAUUUAAAAUAUGAUAAGUAUGUUUUUGUGUGUAAUCACCUGAGAAUUGUUGUUUUUUCGGUACCUUAGAAUGAGCCAUUGAUAUCGACGUAGGGAGUGGGGGCGCAAUUGUUCUACAAUAGCCCAGAAUCGUCAAACCAGACACCGACUAGAUAGAGCCAUUCACGUGUUUGCGUCGGCCACCGUAGUUAGCAGCCCCUCCAUGACGAGGGGACGAGUGUAAUUGCUAUACUCCUUUAAUUAAUGUUUUUACCGGUUUAAAUCACCUCGUCCGUUUUUUUCAAAGAGGGAGAGACCUCUGUGGAUAAUUCGUCUCCCGAAUAACCUCCUCACCGUCUGGAUCUUAAGGCUCAGACAUACUUUCCGCAUUGAAUGUCCGUCAACAGCUGAGAUUUCGCGGAUGUGCACAGGGUUUUAUUAUAGUACAAUUGACGGUCUGUGUCAGCCCCCUGUCGUAAACAGGAGGGCUGCGAGGUGAGCUUGCCAUCCUCUUACUGCAGACAACCGGUAAAAGUGAAACCAAACAGCGCUGCUGGGUGUGGAGUGAAUGUCUGUCGAAUAUCCAACUUAAAAGUAUCUUCACCGUGAUGGGGCAGCUGUGGCUGGUUUGACAGCAGUGUUUUGGACUGGACUGGAGGGUGGAAAGUCAUCGUCUGUGCCCUCCACGAGUACAGUCUGCGCAGUCUCAAAAAAUGGGCUGCAGGUGGGCGUCCGCAUAGGGUCCGUACAGACCUUCGCAGACAGGGUGGAUGACGACAUUUACGUCACCUAGACCAAAGUGGAAACUUCUGGACAUAGACAUGAAAAUUAUGAAUUGGCCAUGAAGUUAUUCGAGAAUAAAGGUGCGCACACAUUAGCAAGUGCUGGGCUAGCGGCCCGUCUCCGACAUGCCAAAUAGCUUUGGAGAAACACUGAUUUCUAACAUGAAACUGCUUAGUUCAGUGUUUUUAUCCGUUUGAAACACCUGGUCCGUUCGUUUUGGAGAGGAAGAGACCUCCGCAGAUAACUCGGUUCCAUGGAAAAAAAAAAAAAAAACCUGAACAAUAAAUAUUGAAGGAAUUCUAACUAAGAGAAGUUUAGCAGGGUGCAAUCUGCAGUCCUCACCACUAGAUACCACUAUAUCCCCCUAAAUCUUACACACUGGACCUUUAAUUUGGAGGUCAACUCAUGAUUACAUGAUUUUUUAAAGAAGGUGAAAAGUCUAACAUGACAGUUGUUACACACUGCUCCGUGAACGCUGACUGGAAUAGCAACUGUCGGCACUAGCCUGGUUCAAGAAGUCGAGCCGAAGCCUGGUGUAUCUCACGAUUAUUUAAGUGAACGAUCAUGUUAGCAUCACUUGCUGUUUUUCAGUAGCAUUUCUCCUACCUCCUUGUUUUGCAGCCUUGAGUAUUGUUUGUCUCUCCACCUGUUCUGACUAAAAAAAAAAAAAAAGAAGUCUAUUGACAGUACGGGAAUACAGAUUUAUCAUAAGCAAUGGUAGUUAUACAUAAGAAGUGUGCUUGGUUGUGCUGUAUGUGUAUAUGUCUAUUUGACGUUGAAAAAAAAAUAUUUAUGAGAAGCAUUUAUACGACAAAAUACCACUGGAAUGUGAAGCCAGACAAUGUUAUGAUGCAGAUUAUGAUGAUAGUCUAUCCCCUUUAACAUUCAGUGGCGAAUGGUCAGAGGAUUCUUUUUCUUUUGGAGAUAAGUAACCAUGCAUUGGCUUUUUAUUUAACAACAUGUAUUUCUUUGGUUUCCUCUUGUGCGUAUACUUCCCUGUCUAGCCCUAUAGUAUGCAUCAUUUCAACGUUUACAGCUUCAUUCUGGGUCAGCCAUUGAUUGCCCUGCAGUUGUAAUAAUACCACAGGUUGUCACAAGGAAGAUAGUAAAGGUGGAUUUGUAAUUCUGUACGAGCCGUAUGCCUUCGAAUCCAUUUGUCCACUCCGAACCAAAUUCUGCUACAUAGGCAUCUUUCUCCACACUGCCCCGACACUUUACAUUCAGUUUAACUACAAGGGGUACAGGACAAGGUGAAAGGUUUGAGGUUUUCCGACCAGGGCCCCCCACCAACCCACCCACCACCUAAUCCAGGACAGGACCAGCCCCACCCCAACCCCCGUCACCCGCCCACCCACUGUCUCACCUAAACCUCAAGCCAUUCAUUUUUCUGUUUUUGUUUUUUCGACAAUGCAAUCCUGAAAGCACUUUGCCUUGUUAUUCCUUUGUGUGAACAUGUGAAUGAUGAUUUGUUACAAAAAUGUUAAAUAUGUAAAAGAUCAUUCACUGUUUUGGAAAAACCUGCAUCUGUCUUUCUGACAUUAAAAGAAAAAAAAAAACAAUUUAGUGACAUUAAACCUGAAUCUAUUUUAUAAAAUGUUUGCUGCAGCCAAUUGGUCUUGUCAUUCAGUAUUGUGGCUUAGGGUUGUUUGUGUUCAAUAAAGUGCUAUUGCUAAAUA